GUGUGUGUGUGUGGUCGGUGUGCGCGUGUGAUGGGGAAUGCAGAGAGCAUGGAGACCCAGCUGGCGGUGAUCCGGUCCAGAGCUGCUCCGGUCCGACUCCCGAUGCCAGACCCAGCCGAACUAGAGGAGCGGUUCUCCAUCGCACUGAAUUCGAUGAACCUGCCUCCUGACAAGGUGCGCCUGCUGCGUUCCUAUGACAACGACAAGAAAUGGGAGCUGAUCUGUGAUCAGGAGAGGUUUCAGGUGAAGAACCCUCCGCACACCUACAUCCAGAAACUCAGAGGCUUUCUGGACCCGGCUGUCACUCGCAAGAAGUUCAGAAGAAGAGUCCAGGAGUCAACUCAGAUGCUCAGGGAACUUGAGAUUUCGCUUCGUACAAACCACAUCGGGUGGGUCAGGGAGUUCCUGAAUGAGGAGAAUCGAGGUCUCGACGUUUUGGUCGAGUAUUUGUCAUUUGCUCAAUACGCUGUCACGUUCGAUGGAGAGCAGGCGGAGGUCGGGGGGGAAGUCUCCUCUAUAGACUCUCCCUGGAGUCGGUCCAUAGAAGAUCUCCAUGGCGACUGCAGCCUCCCCUCACCGUCCUCUUCUGUGCCCAGAGCAGCUCGACAUUCCAUCAGCUCUGCAAUGGUGACUCGCUCCAACACGCUGCCGAGUCGCAGAACUCUAAAGAACUCACGACUGGUCUGCAAGAAAGACGACGUGCAUGUUUGCGUGAUGUGCCUGAGAGCCAUUAUGAACUACCAAUAUGGAUUCAACAUGGUGAUGUCUCACCCUCACGCUGUCAACGAGAUCGCCCUCAGCCUCAACAACAGGAACCCCAGGACGAAGGCUCUGGUGUUGGAGUUGUUGGCGGCGGUGUGUUUGGUGAGAGGAGGACAUGAGAUCAUCCUGUCAGCCUUCGACCACUUCAAAACUGUGUGCUCAGAGUCGAUGCGCUUUGAGAAGCUGAUGGAACAUUUUAAGAACGAAGACGACAACAUCGACUUUUUGGUGGCCUGCAUGCAGUUUAUUAACAUUGUGGUUCACUCGGUGGAGGACAUGAACUUCAGAGUCCAUCUCCAGUACGACUUCACCAAACUGAACCUGGACGAGCACCUGGAGAGGCUGAAGCACACAGAGAGUGACAGGCUCCAGGUUCAGAUCCAGGCAUACCUCGACAACGUGUUCGACGUGGGGACCCUGCUGGAAGACGCCGAGACCAAAACGGCUGCUCUGGAACGGGUGGAGGAACUGGAGGAGAGCAUCGGAACAAUGUCAGAGCGUCUUCUGGAUGUGGAGAACGAAGCAAUGCUUAAGAUUGUUGAACUCGAGAAACAGCUGAUGCAAACCAACAAGGAGCUGGACCAUGUCCGGGAGUCGUAUGCCAGCACCAACUCCCAGGUGCACACCUUGCGGCGGAUCGUUCGGGAGAAGGAUCAGACGAUCCGCCGUCAGAGUCGUCUGGAGCGACAGGCUCAGGAGGCCCAGCAGGCCGGAGGACCCGGAGCUCCUCAGCCCACGAGGGGUGAAGGAGAUGGGGGAGUCGGGGACUCUGCCUCCCCCUCACCUCCCCUUUGUCCUAACCUGUCCCCCAGUCCAGAGACCGUAGCCUAUCACAACAUGGGACCAGCAAUGGUGGGAGCUCCAGGGAUGCCAGUCCCGCCCCCUCCACCUCCUCCUCUCCCAAUGCCGGGCACAGUGCUCAAUGGGUCCUACCAGGCACCCCCCCCACCCGCUCCUCCUCCUCCACCUCCUCCACCAUGUCGGACCAGCGAGCUCUCUUCCUCUGCCCCCAACCCCCCCCCUCCUCCCCCUGUUGCCCCCGCUCUUCCAGGUUCGGGUGGGUCACCUACAGUGAUCUUUAACUCAGGGCUGGCAGAGGGUCCUCUUAAGUUGUUCUCGGUGAAAAUAAAGAAGCCAAUCCAGACCAAGUUUAGGAUGCCUGUGUUGAACUGGGUCGCCCUUAAACCGAGUCAGAUAAACGGGACCGUCUUUAACGACAUCGACGACGAGGCUAUCCUGCAGGACCUGAACGUGGAGGAGUUUGAGGAGAUGUUUAAAACAAAGGCUCAGGGUCCAGCAGUGGACUUGACUUUGUCCAGACAGAAAGUUCCUCAAAAAGCUCCAUCCAAAGUAUCUCUGCUGGAGGCCAACCGGUCUAAGAACCUGGCCAUCACUUUAAGAAAGGCCGGCCAGGGGCCUGAGGUCAUCUGUCGCGCCAUCCACACGUUUGACCUUCGCACCGUGCGAGUCGACUUUGUCGAGUGCCUCAUGCGUUUCCUGCCCACUGAAGCAGAGGUGAAACUUCUACGGCAAUACGAGAGGGAUAGAAAGCCUCCCGAGGCUCUGAGUGACGAGGACAGGUUCAUGAUGCAGUUCAGUCGCAUUGAGAGACUCAACCAGCGCAUGUCCAUCAUGACCUUCAUGGGCAACUUCGCAGACAAUGUGCAGAUGUUAACCCCGCAACUUCACGCCAUGAUCGCAGCUUCAGUUUCUAUCAAAUCAUCUCAGAAGCUCAAGAAGAUCCUGGAGAUCAUUUUGGCUUUGGGGAACUACAUGAACAGCAGUAAGAGAGGAGCAGUGUACGGAUUCAAGCUGCAGAGUCUAGACCUGCUCCUGGAGACCAAGUCCACAGACAGGAAACAGACGUUACUUCAUUACAUCGCCAACGUGGUGAGAGACAAAUAUCCUGCAAAGUGUUUGUUCUACAACGAGCUUCACUAUGUGGACAAGGCUGCAGCAGUGAGUCUAGAGAACGUGCUGUGUGAUGUGAAGGAGCUGCAGCGCGGCAUGGAGCUCACCUGGAGAGAGUUCAGUGUCCAACACAACGCUAUUCUAAAGGAUUUCAUCAGCAGACACGAAUCCCGACUUAGCAAACUGCUGGAGGACGCCCGCAUCGCUGAGGAUGCUUUUGAAGAUGUGGUCAAAUUUUUCGGAGAGAGUUCAAAGACGAUGCCGCCAUCGGUGUUCUUCCCCAUCUUUGUUCGCUUCAUUAAGGCAUACAGGCUGGCAGAGGAGGAAAAUGAGCAAAGGAGGCGUCAAGAACAAAUACUACUCGAGAAGAUGGAGCAAGAGGACCAGCAGGAGGAGCAGGAGAGCAAGUCUCCCUCCCACAGGGGCAAGCGGCAGCAGCAGGAGCUUCUCACAGAGCUCAGACGAAAACAAGGAAAAGACAGUCGCCAUGUUUACGAAGGAAAGGAUGGAGCCAUCGAAGACAUCAUCACAGCUCUGAAAGCCGUACCUUUCACGGCCCGAUCAGCCAAACGCAGCUCUCGCUUUUUCUGUGACCCCGCCCACUCUGAGGAGCACUACUGAUUGAGAGAUUAAAUCACAGCAAAAUACUGGAGGGACCAAUUAGCACUUUGAAAACCUGAGUGAUGUGAGGUGAUGAUGUCAUGGUCUGUGUGUUCUUAUUGGUCUGUCGGUGACCUGACCUGACCUCUGAUCUGUCCUCUGUUACAGAACCCCAGUUCUGUGGUGGUUCUGGGUGUAUUUACAUGGAUCUUGUACACGGUUCUGCUCCUUUCCCCUUGUUGUUUUCUACUAUGUUUAAUGGAGAACAGUUUCUUAGGUUUGUGUUUUUCUUCAAGCUCCUUCAAGUGUUUCACAAAGUCAAGACACUCAUCGACCAUGUCACCUCCUGUACCCGCCCCUUUUAAUCAUCUCCUCGCAACUGCUGCCGUUAGCCCGCGAGCCAUCACCUGAGCCACACUAGCAGACAGCACAAGGACACACUUUGACCAGCAUGAAUCCAAUUGGUUGGAGGUAAAGAGACAAUGAACUGACCUGAUUCACGAUUCAUUAAAGAAGCUCUUCAUUCUGUUGAUUCAGGACCCACUUGUAAGAGACGGUCCGGAGACUCCGUGGAGGGUCCUGCUCAACCUGAGACUUGAAGGGUUAUCCUUAAAGACCUUAUGGACUCCCAACUCCUUAGAGACCUUCCGGAGUCCCCACGGAGGGUUCUUCCUAAAGACCUUCUGAGUCCCUAAGCUUGGAUGGAGAAGCACAGACGGUUGUUGUCCUCCAGUAUUCUAUAGUCUAGCAUCACGUAUCUAGUCCAGAAUCAACACCUCAUCAACUCCCCCUUUACCGUUAUCAUGAAAGAACGUAAAAUAUCAUUUCAAGGUAAAACAAAACAAGAGAGACAGCACAACAUUUUCUACGUGUACAGACAUUUUCUAGAAACAUGUGAUUGUUUGUUUGUUGUGAUUCUGCACUUAUUGCUUUAAAUAAAACAAAACCGUCUAUGUGAUAA
Gasterosteus aculeatus aculeatus (three-spined stickleback) is the source of this 4234-nucleotide messenger RNA. The record is from RefSeq and is a predicted model, not a curated record. NCBI's taxonomy places the organism in Eukaryota, Metazoa, Chordata, Actinopteri, Perciformes, Gasterosteidae.